GGAAUGCGACCCGAAACCCGGCGCAAGAAAGCACCGACGCAAUUAUUUCUUUUGGAAACAAUUUUGUUUCUGAAAACACAAUUUUCUAAAUGACAAAACAAAGAACAAUUAUUAUUUAUUUCGGCGCUUUAGGAGUGAUGGGAGUGUCGGUCGGUUCUCGGGUUCUCUGCUCCGCAGCUGUCUUACCGUGUUUCACAAAAGCCUUCAGUGGUGUAUUUAAGAAUUUGUGCUUCGCAUCAUCCGCCAUUCUUUCCUCGCUUUUCUUGAAACUAAACCUCCCAACUUGGUUUUCCUAUUCGAGAGAACAAAAGUCUUAACUGGGUUUUCCCAUUCCGUCGAACCCUUCUGCUUUGGCUUUCCCCCUGCGUCGGAUUUUUCUUUCUUCCAUUUCAGGAUGGUGGAUGCUACAUUUUCUAGCCGAUGGUUAAGUUUUCUAGUGUUUGUGCUUAUCUUGCUGAAAACAGAAGCUUUCAAUGUUGGAAUUACAUAUGUGGAGAACGCUGUGGCAAAAGGAGCUGUAUGUUUGGAUGGGAGUCCACCAGCUUACCACUUUGCUAAGGGAUUUGGUGCGGGGAUCAACAAGUGGUUGGUUCACAUAGAGGGAGGAGGAUGGUGCAACAAUGUUACUACUUGCCUUGCCCGUACGAGGACUCGCCUUGGUUCAUCAAAAUUGAUGUCAAAGGUAGUUGCUUUCUCUGGGAUUUUGAGCAACAAGCAAAAAUUUAAUCCAGAUUUUUAUGAUUGGAACAAAAUCAAGGUUAGGUACUGUGAUGGGGCAUCUUUCACCGGUGAUGUGGAAAAAGUCGAUCCAGUUACCAAUCUUCACUUUAGAGGAGCAAGAGUUAUUCAUGCUGUCAUAGAUGAUUUAUUAGCCAAGGGAAUGAAAAAUGCUGAACAUGCCAUUCUUUCUGGCUGUUCAGCUGGUGGAUUGACUUCCAUUUUGCAUUGUGAUAGCUUCAAAGCUCUCGUACCUGCGGGUGCUAAAGUAAAAUGCCUUUCAGAUGCUGGUUAUUUUAUCAACUCGAGGGAUGUCUCUGGAGCUCAACACAUUGAAAAAUUCUAUGAUGAAGUCGUUGCAACACAUGGUUCAACAAAAAAUUUGCCUUCAUACUGCACUUCACAAAUGAGGGCAGGUUUGUGUUUUUUCCCAGAAAACAUGGCAGGAAAAAUCCGAACGCCACUAUUUAUAAUAAGUGCGGCCUAUGAUUCAUGGCAGAUAAAGAACAUUUUGGCCCCUGGCGUAGCUGAUCCCCAUGGUCUUUGGCAUUCCUGCAAGCUUGAUAUUAAGAACUGCUCACCCACUCAGCUUCAAACCAUGCAAGAUUUUAGGACACAGUUUGUAAGUGCCUUGGCAGGGCUAGGUAAGUCUUUCCCUAGAGGAAUGUUUGUUGACGCAUGCUAUGCCCAUUGCCAAUCAGAAAUGCAGGAGACAUGGUUAAGAGCGGACUCUCCAGUUCUGAACAAGACGACAAUUUCAAAAGCAGUAGGAGACUGGUAUUUUGACAGGAUGCCAUUCCAGAAGAUAGACUGCCGUUAUCCUUGCAACCCCACUUGCCACAAUCGUAUUUUCGAUCCGAAAGAACACCCAACAAUGUUUCUCGAUUGAGUCAGGUUGAAUUAGGACACAUUUUUCUGUGUCUUAAUUAUAGUAUGUGAUGACACGACCACGAGCUCACGUAAGAAAUGAAAACUUAUUGAUUAAUCAAGUCCGCCAAAUAAGUUAAAAGACCCCCAAUUGCACCAAACUGGUGUAUAGGGUGUCUUGAGUCAUUGAUCAUGCUGUAUUCUAUCAAUCUUUUCAUUGUAAUCUAUAUAUUUAAGCUUAUUAUUAUCAAUUAUAUAAUGAAAUGUUCAAAAGUGGAAUGUGCAGCAAAGGUGUACUACUGUGUUCAUGUGAGAGGAAUAGAUCCUCUGAUAAAGUGAUAAACCAGCUGUUGAAAUGAAAAUGAAGGGCUAGGAUCCUCUGAAUUGGGCCACUGGAGCUUGGACCGCUUGAAUUCAAAUUGGGCCUUAGCUUGUGUUUGGUGGGAGUUGCUUGAUUUAGACAGCAAGCCAUGGAGAAGGAUUUUCUUCUGUUAUGGGCUGGGAAUGGGCUUUGUGCUGUAAUUGAAAUUCCUCUCAAAUCCUAACAGCUCCUUUGUUUGGUUAAGAUGAAAUAUAGUUUAAAAUUUGCAAA
This is a messenger RNA of Malania oleifera, 2176 nucleotides long. RefSeq names its product pectin acetylesterase 8-like. The record is from RefSeq and is a predicted model, not a curated record. Gene Ontology annotation, biological process: cell wall organization. Gene Ontology annotation, cellular component: plant-type cell wall. Bases 395 to 1606 code for a protein of 403 amino acids. NCBI's taxonomy places the organism in Eukaryota, Viridiplantae, Streptophyta, Magnoliopsida, Santalales, Ximeniaceae. Gene Ontology annotation, molecular function: pectin acetylesterase activity. The transcript is spliced from 13 exons.